AUGCCCGCCGACUACCUGGAGCGCGUGUACGCUGGUGUGCUCGGCAAGCUCAUCGGCGUCUACCUCGGCCGGCCGUUCGAGGGCUGGACGUACUCUGGCAUCGUCGCGGAGCUGGGCAGCAUCCGCCACUACGUCCACACCCAGUUCCCCGGCUUCGCCCAGCGACCACCCGUCGUCACUGACGACGACGUCUCCGGCACCUUCACCUUCAUCCGGGCCCUCGCAGAGCACGGCAUCUCCAACGAUAUCACCUCGGAGCAGAUUGGCAAGACCUGGCUCAACAACGUCAUCGAGAAGCAGACCGUCUUUUGGUGGGGAGGCAGAGGCAUAUCCACGGAGCACACCGUCUUCCUCAACCUGAAGAAUGACAUCAAAGCACCCGAUAGCGGCAGUAUCGAGACAAACGGCAAGACGGUCGCCGAGCAGAUUGGCGCCCAGAUCUUUAUCGAUGGCUGGGCCAUGCUUUGCCCGGGACAGCCUGAGCUCGCGGCAAAGCUCGCCAAGGCAGCCGCCUUGGUCAGCCAUGACGGCGAGAGCGUCCUCGCUGCCAUGAUGUGGGCCGCCAUGGAAUCAGAGGCGUUCGUCUCCAAGGACGUCGACCAUCUGAUUGACACAGGGCUGAGAAUCAUCCGCAAGGAACGAAAAGGCUCCCUGAUUGAGACGCUGAUCCAAGACGUGCGCGAAUGGGUGACACUCGACAAGGCCUGGCCGGCGACGAGGCAGCGUAUUGACGACAAAUACGGGUACGACCAGUUUGACGGCAUCGUCCACGUCAUCCCCAACCACGCCAUCAUGAUCAUGGCUCUGCUCUACGCAGGCAACGACUUCCACGAGGCCAUGCACAUUGUCAACACAUGCGGCUGGGAUACAGACUGCAACUCUGGCAACUUAGCAUGUCUCGUCGCCAUCAUGCACGGCUUGCCAUGCUUUGAGGGCGGACCGGACUGGCGAGGACCCCUUGCCGACCGAGUGUUAAUCUCUAGUGCCAACGGAGGCUACUCGAUCAACAAUGCAGCCCGGCUCGCCUAUGACACCGCGAACCUCGGGCAUAGACUCGCAGGCCACAAACCGCUCACCCUCCCGAAGAACGGAGCACAAUACCACUUCACUCUGCCAGGCAGCGUCCAGGGCUUCACCGCUCACCCUGCAAAGGCUGCCACUGUCACCCAAAGCCACGACUGUCGUGGCAGGACCAGCCUGGCCAUCAGGCUGACCGGCCUCACCCCAACAAGUGACCCCAUCGCCAUCAUGACCGACACGUUCCACCCGCUCUAUCUGCCAACGUCUGGCGAAAGGUACUCCCUCACAUCCACGCCCCUCUUGUACCCGGGCCAGACCGUCAGGGCCGUCCUCCGCGCCGACGCGGACGAGUGCCGGUUUCCUGUCUCCUGCCAGAUUAGCAUCAAGGCCUACAACCACGACGACACCGUGCUCACUCUCAGAGGCCCUGCCACGGAUCUCAACCCUGCGCGGAUGGGCGAGGACUCCGAAUCGCCGCUCGUGCUCGAGUACACCAUCCCUACCUCCGGACUGCUCGACGGCACCCGGCCCAUUUUCGCUGUGGGCGUGGCCCUCACACCCAUCCUGGACGCCGACACCCCGCCCAGCGCCGCCAACGGGGCCGGCACAGCCAGGCUCGACCGCCUCUCCUGGGAGGGCAGGCCGCAGCUGACCCUCAAGCUGCCGCGGCACACCGAGGAGCCGCUGACCUACUUCCAGCGCAUGUUUGUCCGGUCCGUGGACAAUUUCCACUUCCGGACAGGGCCGACUUUCCGGCUGGCGCAGGAUCGCGGCGAGGGGUUGUUGAGUGUCGGGACGCGUGAUUGGGCCCGCUAUGAUGCCAAAGUCCGCGGCUUUCGCGUGUUGGCGGGCGGGCCGUGUGGUGUGAUUGUGCGCGUGCAGGGCCUGCGCAGGUGGUACGGGCUGGUGUUUCUCCUGGGCGAGGCUGGGAAGGGAAGAAGGGUGGCACUAGUUAAGGUGCGAGAUGAGAAGAGGAAGGUUCUAGAAUACGUAUCGAUGGACUGGGCGGUUGACGCCCCGUACGACGUGCGUGUGCUGUGUGAUGGGCGGAACUUGAAGGGCCUUGUUGCUCGCGCGGGGACGGCUGACACCGUGGCCCAGGUGGCUUGGGCGGACGAUGACGACGUCUACGAGAGCGGCGGCGCCGGGUUCCUCGUUACUGAAGGGGCGGUGGCGGCGGAUGAGUUAGUGGUCGAGGCGCAGUAG
Messenger RNA from Diaporthe citri, 2226 nucleotides. RefSeq lists its product as uncharacterized. The transcript has a single exon. NCBI's taxonomy places the organism in Eukaryota, Fungi, Ascomycota, Sordariomycetes, Diaporthales, Diaporthaceae. The coding region runs from base 1 to 2226 and encodes 741 amino acids. The record is from RefSeq and is a predicted model, not a curated record.